AUGGACGGUCGCGAUGAUUGCACCCUUCGGUCGAAAGUCUCUGAUCGGACAAAAACCACCCCGCAAACAGCUAACAACAAUGCUCUCAACAAGGAGCUCGCGCCUGAUAAGCUCACCGUGACAGCGACAGAUUUCGCGCACAUGGAUAACGCCCCUUUUAUUGAUGAGUUGGAGGCUCCUUCCUUUCCGGACAAUACGGCUCGCGAUAUGCCCAUGAUGGAUAUGUUUGACACCAUGUACAACCGAGAUUUCGACAGCAAUGCUUCCGAUGGAAAUGUAAUCUACUCCUCCUACGCAUUUUUAGACGUCGGCCACUUGUCGUCGCUUCCGAAGGAUGACGUUGAAUUUCUCAUCUUGAAGCGAUGUCUACAUGUCCCGCGCAAGGAUGCAUUAGACGAAUUCGUUAAACAGUACUUCACCGUUGUUCAUCCAUUUGUGCCCUUGAUGAAUGAAGCCGAGUUCUGGCGGCUCUAUAUGGGUUCUGGGAACUCAAAAAAGAUAUCACUAUUUGUUUUCCAGGCAAUGCUAUUUUCUUGUUGCGCGUUUAUGCCAUUAGAGACACUGCAGAGAUGCGGAUUUGAUGACAAACGUGCGGCACGAAGAGAACUGUACAAGAGAGCAAAAACCUUGUUCGACUUGGAUGCAGAAGACCGGUGUUUGGCGAAGGCGCAGGGCGCGCUUCUCCUUUCUCACCACACUUCUGCCCAAGACCCUCAAGCAGCGAGCAUAUGGUUAGCAACCGCAAUUCGCAUCGCAAUGACUCUCGAGUCUUACCCAAUGCUUCCAUCCGACGAGAUUGAUAAACCCAUGACGAAACGACUGUGGUGGGCAAUCAUGCUUCGCGAUCGGAGUCUCUCCCUUGGACUCCGGCGUCAUCCUCAAGUUACUGCAACGAACUUCAUGGCCGAUGAAAACCGUCUCCACGAAUCCGAGUUUGAAGACGAGAUUAGAAACUCUCGCGUCUUUUCUAGAGAUGUAAAGAGACAAUUGUUUGCAGCAUUGCAGGAACAAUGUAGACUAGCUGUGCUGUUAAAUGAUGGGCUUGUGAUCGUUUUUCCUCCCCCAGGCCCACUAACUCAGUCUCACUCAACCAAGGAAGUAAAAGAAACAAGGAUAGUUCUUCAAAUGGUGAAGAAACAGCUUGCACAGUGGAAGAAGCAGUCUUCAUUCUUCCCCUCGGAGACAAGCCCUAAGCUUCACGAUACGCCUGACAACUCAACCAGUUCUGCACAAAUAUCCAUUGCCCACUACGAGGCCCUCCUGGUUGAGAAUACUGAUCGGACCGCCGAGAAAGAUUAUGCUAUUCAGAUACAAGAAAUAGCCAAAGAUCUUCGUAUAGCCAUUGACGGUCUGACAUCUACCAUUGAAUACUUUACGGCUCAAAAUGCUACUGGCAUGUUACCUCUUAGCGUGUUGGCAUACGCUGGUAUGCCGUUGAUUCUUUCCGCAAUCAAUCUAAAACUGUCUCCGUCGUAUUCUCAGAUGCUAGUACGAAGAAAUCGCCUGAACACAUUUGCAGAGGUAAUUCGGCAAUCUCGACUUCUUUACGAUGUCACCGAAAUCGUUGCUGCUGGAACGAAUCGAAUCCUCCAGUUAGCUUAUGCUAUAACAAAAGAGCUCUUUCUCCGAAGAAAAAUUUCUCGAUAUACCAAUUUAUCAGCUUGCCCGUCCCUGGAACCGAGAGCCACAAGCUGGGACGAAGCAUACCUUCGAUAUCCUAGAGCAUAUCUUUAUAUCUCAAAAUCAGUGGAGUACAGUCUUUCCGUUGGAAGACUACCCACUGAGGUUGCGCUUCCGGAGCAAGUUCGACAUGUGCCAUCAAUCGUUUUAGGAACAAGACUGCCAUGGACAAUUUCGUCUCUUCCUGCACAAGCGUUGACGGAAAAGCCAUAUGAUGAGGUGCGUAAAAGUAAGGAAAAAGAGUCAGAGGUGGUUUUUGGGUUGGAUCUCAUUUCAGAAGAGCAAUGUCUUGCUGAGACUUGGGAGAGUCAAAAUAUUCAUGAGGAUCACGGGCCAUCAAGCGUAUCAGAAACCUUUAACCCAUCGUCACUCAUUUUACCACGCGUCCAUGAAAACCAGUAUUAUGCCGGAGAAAAUAUUAAUCUCGACUAUUUCGAUGUCGAGCCUGUAUUGGGUGGUUCAGACCAAUUCUUAGCUUCACCUGGUCAAGAAGAGGAAGGGCUAGUAUCGUCGACUGACGAUUCAAUGGAGGCAGACCGCCCCUCGUCAUCCAUAUCGUCACCACUAUCUGUGCAUAGCAGUAACCAAGAACCCUCCUUCGAGUCUUUUUUCCAGUUGUUAAGGGAUGAGAUGAGUUAUAAAAGCCCCAUUGAACUGUAA
Molecule: messenger RNA, 2340 nt
Organism: Talaromyces rugulosus
Lineage: Eukaryota; Fungi; Ascomycota; Eurotiomycetes; Eurotiales; Trichocomaceae
Exons: 8
Coding region: 1-2340 (779 amino acids)
Biological process (GO): DNA-templated transcription
Molecular function (GO): zinc ion binding; DNA binding
Source: RefSeq, a predicted model, not a curated record